Messenger RNA from Girardinichthys multiradiatus, 1899 nucleotides. RefSeq lists its product as uncharacterized. The record is from RefSeq and is a predicted model, not a curated record. NCBI's taxonomy places the organism in Eukaryota, Metazoa, Chordata, Actinopteri, Cyprinodontiformes, Goodeidae. Bases 974 to 1819 code for a protein of 281 amino acids. The transcript is spliced from 6 exons.
GGGAGGGGGAAAGCCUCAGCUCAUUUCUGUAACGGCUUUGUUUGGCUCCGUGCUUGCUUUUGUUCUGCUUGUCGACCAAUAACCAGGGUGCUUCAAGAAACCUCGUGGUUACUUAACAGCUCCUAUGAAAAAUAAUGUGUUUCUUCACGAUGGACUAAGCUCAUCGUGUUGCAAACGAACUGAAUCACGGCUGUUACAGCGCUUCGCUGUGGGAGAACAUGUUCAGCAGUACCGCCGCCAGACUCUCUUCAGAUUCUGAAUCAGAAGGAGAUGAAGCGGAAGAUGAUAGCGACUGCAUUACUUUGGAGAACAUUCCUAGUUUGCAACUGUCUUCAACCCAAGACGAGGAUGACGAAGAAAGCUUUGGACUGGCGGCUGAGGAGCUAGAACAAUUUGUAAAGCCACGUUGACUGACUGACAUCAUCAGACACUUUGAUGAGAACGGUGCAAGACCCCGCUUGUGGGAAAAGAGCCAGCGGCCACAGGAUCCCGAUUUUAUCAGCAGUGAGCAACUCUGCAGAGUUUUGGAGUUCAUAAAAAACUACACUGAGGAUCAGGCCAUCAUGGUCGACAUCCUGGCCACAGGGAUUGGCAUGUGAAGCUACUGCCAACACAUGUGUCAAAGGCCUCAGUGUGGCAUCUCUAUAUAAAGUCUGCUAAGGAGCUUGGUGAGUGUGCAAUUUGCAAAUCAAGCUUCAGGGCGCUUUGGACCCAGCUACUCCCACACAUAAGAAGCUGUAGGCCCUGAACCGAUCUCUGCUGGCAGUGCCAACAGAAUAAUGACCAGCUUAUAAGAAGUGCAAACCUUCCAGAGGAGAGGAAGACUGCAGCAAUCAAGAAGCAACAGGAUGAUCUUCAGCUUGUUCAAAAAGAGAGGGCCGUCUACAACGAGCUGCCUGCUGCCUGCAAAAAGACCUGCAACAACUAUCAAUGGUCCAUCGGCCCCUCCCCACCUUCAAGUAACAAGAUCAGGAUGCACUACAGCUUUGACUUUGCACAGCAGAUGCACUUCCCCUCGAACCCACUGCAGCCUGGCCCAAUGUACUUCCUGACACCACGGAAAUGUGGACUUUUUGGUGUCUCUUGUGAAGGCCUGCAGAAACAGGUGAAUUUCCUGAUUGAUAAAGGCAUGUCAUCAGGGAAGGGGAGCAAUGAAGUCAUCAGCUACAUGAACCACUUCUUCACUCAUUUUGGAGUUGGAGAAACCGAUGUGGAUCUUCAUUAUGACAACUGCACUGGGCAAAACAAAAACAAUUUUAUGCUGUGGUAUGGCGCAUGGCGGGUCGCACACAAGCUUCACUUCACACUAAACACCCACUUCCCGAUUGCUGGCCACACCAAAUUUGGCUCGGACUGCGGCUUUGGGCUUAUCAAACAAGCAUACAAGAGGAUCAGGGUCAGCACAUUGGCAGACAUCGCCAAAGUAGUGAAAACAGCUCUCCUGAAAGUCACCUCAACAUCCCACAGCUGGUCGGACUGGAAGAUGUUAGUCAACACGUUUGACUGGCAGGCACACCUGAGUCCCUACUUCCGAAAGCUCCCACAGAUCAAGAGUUAUCAGUACUUCAGCUUUCAUACCAACAGACCUGGUGUGGUCAUAGCUAGGACUCACAGCGACGCAGAGCCUGUUAGCUUUCAGCGCUGUGUGACCCGGAAGUUCUACCCCCUGUCGUCUGUGUUCCUGCCUUGCCUGCACCUGGACUGGCCACGGACAGACAGACUUAUCUUUAUUCAAAGAUUAGGCCUUUCUGUUCCGAUGAAGCGAAGGACAUUACAUGACCAGCACCACAAACACAGAGUAGCACACAGAGGAGGAUGAUGCGGUGACACUGUGACAUUGGCGUUUUGGCAAUGUGUAAUGUGUAUAGAGUUGUAAAUAAAAAUCACAUUUGUGACAUA